This is a messenger RNA of Phyllotreta striolata, 752 nucleotides long. Lineage: Eukaryota; Metazoa; Arthropoda; Insecta; Coleoptera; Chrysomelidae. The record is from the annotation of a GenBank genome assembly.
AUGGGGGCGAGUGGGGAGGGCGCAAAAGGGGACAUCGGGAGGCCCUUCCGGGGCAGUUCUGGGCGUACGCCAAAAACCGCAAAACCACGUAGUCGGAUCCCUCUUUGCGACCCCGGGAACUUCGUGACUCGCCGUCCCAAAGGCUGCUCGAUGUUCGUGCUUAUAGCAGAAAUCACGUGGGUGGCGACGGUUUUCCUGCAAUUAUGCGUCAGGCACGACCACCGGCUGUGGAAGUACUGGACGGGCGUCACGUGGUUCUCCGAUUGGAAGAAAUCCCUCGUCUACGUCCCGAUGUCGGUGAUACCCGUCCUGCGACCGCACGGCCUUUGGCUGGCCUAUCUGGCUGGCGGGCAACUGCUCGCCCUCGCCCUCUGCCAUUUCCUGCUCACCUUCAGGACCAAGAAGAAGACCAGAAGACGGAACAAGGGCCGGCUGUUGCAGGACGCCGACAGCUUCGAAAGCAGCAAGUUCGAGGAGAUAACGGAGUGCCUGGACGACGGGCUGCCGGAGCCGAUGCCGGGCAGCAGUCACUCCCUGUCCGGGGGCCUCGUCGAGCGGGAGGCGGUGCUGGAGAUUUGACCGGAGGUGCACAAGGCUCCGGAUCUGUUCCGGCACGUGGCGGAUUCCGGGCAUUGGAGCGAAGAGGAGGAGCCGCUUGAUUAAUAUCUCCGAUUCGUGUUGUAUAAAUAUACUGAGUGACAAAAGUAAAAAAACACCAAGAAGCAAAUUUUUCAUUUUUCAUUCAAACUGUA